GCGUCGCUGCGUGUGAGAAGCCGCCGCUUGCAUGAGGCUGCAGUAUCAAGGGCGUCUCCCCAUCCCUCAUGCUCCCUCUCUUCCGCGGUCGGCGAGAUAUGUUUCAAUUUUCUCAGCGGUUCGUCGCCAAGAUCGUCGUUGUGCGCGCGACGGCUAUCAUGUCAGCCUCUCUACCCCUGAAUUGGCCGCCCUGCUUCACCCACUUCGCCGGCUAUGUGCGGGAUAUAACACUCGGAUCCUCCGAGCGAGCAGCCCGUUGACGGCGGGAGCCGAACAGCAUGUCUGACUUCCACCUCGUCGAGCCCCAGGGCUGGGAUUGCGACCUUCAUUCGAUAUACUGCGCCUAUGUGGGGCACUUCCAGGAGCAUGGCACCCCUUGGUACGAACGGUCCUGGGGGGUGUUCUUUGAGACAUUCGAAGACUUCCUCACCUUCGAGUGGCCGGUCAUCACUGUGACAGACAUGAAGACCGGCCGCCCGCAUAUUGUGACGCGGAUGUCGUCUGUGGACGGGUUUCUCAAGAUGAUCAAGACGAGGCACGGCGAGACGCUUCCCAAGGUCCACAACAUACACUUCGUGACGCCGUUCGAGACGAACCAGCGGCACCUACGCAAGAUCUCAGAUGCUGCAACUUACAAGAAGGUCCAUGCAACAUUGCCCGCCGCCCGGCUUGCAGCGCAGAAAGUCCGCGCGAGAAGCGGAGAACCGAAGACGAUCCGGCAGCUCUGGGAUACCAAGGACCAGACUUUCCUCGCCAUGGACUUUGAAUGGUCGGAACGUAACUCGUCCACAGUCUUGGAGUGGGGAUAUGCGGCAAUGCGCUGCAGUGCACUUCAUGCGGCGAAUAUAUGGCCACCUCAACCGGAGAAUAACUACAGACGGGGUCACUACGUCGUCGGAGAACAUGUAGACCGCAUUAUCAACAGACACCAACCUACGUUUCCUUGGGCUUAUGCGUUCGGCGACAGUCAAGUCAUUCCGAAGGCUCAGUUACCUCGAGUGAUCCAAGCCAUCAUCAGCAGCCUAGCAAGCCCAGAUUCAGAGACGACUCCCAACAGCCUCGUGCUUGUCGGCCAUGGCCUACAUGAAGAUCUCCGUCGCUUGCAGGAGAUGGAAAUAAAGAUCCCACACAACGUCCUUAUGCUUGACACCGCCUCCUACGAGAGGCAGCUGUUCGCCUCCGGCCAGCGCAAUGCUAUGACAGACCCCUCCGGCAAGCCUCGCGCGCCGCACUCCACUCUCUCCCUCACGAACCUGAUCCGGUCUCUCGGCGUCGACAUCCCGUGGUCGAUGCACAACGCAGGGAACGACGCCAUGGUGUGCCUGCUCGCUCUCCAGCUCCUUCUCGAACCCGAAGGCACCAAGAUGCCGAAGUACCGCCCGGUCAUGAAUAUGCCGAUGUCAGGCCUGCAAGUGGGGAUCCCUCGCGCGGGCAGCAAGAGCCCUGGCGUGCCCUCGAUCUCUCUCACGCCUUCGCCCGGAGGGUCAGCGACAGGGAUGAGGAGUGCGAGCGGGUCGGGGGGCCUGUCGGCGCGGCCGCGGGAGCUGAGCGGGUCCUUCGACAGGGCACCAUCUCCGGUUCGUCGACUGCCUGGUAAUUCGUUCAAUGCGAGGCGGAGGAGCACCAUGCCAGAUCUAGAGCCGAUAACAGCGUUGACGACUGGAGUGGCCCGGAUUGGCUUCCCCUGAGCUUUGAGCCCUAGAAGAGCUGCAUUCAGCUACUGCUUGGAUUCCGAAUACCUCCAUAUUCCUUAGACAUCACAUUCAUAGAGUCGCCGCUAUCCAUGCAAUGCUUCGUAUCGUGUCAUAAAUACUUGUCCAAAUCUACCCUAAACAACAGUAUAGUUCUCGAUCUGCACCGUCGCGUCCUCGGAGUACACGACGUCCUCGCCAGAGUCAACCUUCGAUAUGGACGCGAGGUGCACGCCCGCAAUGCUACCCUCGCCGAUGAAGGACACCUUCACGGGGA
Molecule: messenger RNA, 1968 nt
Organism: Rhodofomes roseus
Lineage: Eukaryota; Fungi; Basidiomycota; Agaricomycetes; Polyporales; Fomitopsidaceae
Exons: 9
Coding region: 279-1688 (469 amino acids)
Cellular component (GO): nucleus
Molecular function (GO): nucleic acid binding
Source: RefSeq, a predicted model, not a curated record